UGUGUUGAUUGGCAGGUGACACGUCUCAAGUGUGGUGGAUUCAUCUUUGCCCUACGCCUUAACCACACAAUGAGUGAUGCUACUGGGCUGGUUCAGUUCAUGAUGGCUAUGGCCGAGAUGGCACAUGGUGCACGUGCUCCAUCUAUCCAACCCGUGUGGCAAAGGCACCUUCUCAAUGCGAGAGACCCAACAAGCGUGACGUGCACACAUCGAGAGUAUGACGAAGUGGCCGCCACCUUCCUCUCACUUGACGACAUGGCUCACCGCUCCUUCUUCUUCGGCCCUAUUGAGGUGUCUACCCUCCGUAGAUUCAUGCCACGUCACCUGAGCCAAUGCUCCACAUUCGAGAUAAUCACCGCCUGCCUUUGGCGUUGUCGUACCAUAGCGCUACAAUACGAUCGUGACGAGGAGGUGCGCGUGAUGUGCAUUGUAAAUGCACGCAGCAAAUUGAACCCUCCGUUACCGACUGGUUACUAUGGUAAUGUUUUCGUGUACCCCGCAGCGGUAACAACCUCUGGGAAGCUAUGUGAGAAUCCAUUAGGUUACGCUGUAGAAUUGGUGAAGAAGGCGAAAAAGGAGGUGACAGAGGAGUACAUGCGAUCAUGUGCUGAUAUGUUGGUGAUCAGAGGUCGACCCAACUUCACUAUGGUGCGAUCUAUCGUAGUGUCAGAUGUGACACGUGCCGGAUUUAGAGAGGUAGACUUUGGAUGGGGCAAGGCAACUUAUGGUGGACCAGCAAAAAGUAUGGAGGGAGCGGGGAGCAUAAGCUUUUAUGUACCUUACAAGAACAACAAGGGAGAGGAUGGGAUCGUAGUCCCAAUUUCCUUGCCUGCUCCAGCCAUGGAAAGAUUCAUCAAGGAGUUGAAUUGCUUGUUGACUGACAAGCCAAUAAUUACUGGCCUGAAAAAAUCCAAACUUUGAAGCCAAUAAUACGACUCAAAUGUGUUGAAGAGUGGAUGUAAUAUAUAUAUAUAUAUAUAUAUAUAUAUAUAUAUAUAUAUAUAUAUGUCUGGUGUGCAUUUUUCUAACCUUUCUGGUCAACCAUAUUUGAAUCUUGCUAGGAACGAGGUAUUUGCCUCAAAGUUGAUGAAUGUUAUCAAUUCUAGCAAAUAAAUAAAAGAACAUAUAGCACAGUUCUUGCAUUGAAGCUUACUCCGGUCUUCCGUGAACGUCACGGCAAUGGACCCUCUCCAUUUCACUUGAAAUGGAGA
Molecule: messenger RNA, 1211 nt
Organism: Corylus avellana
Lineage: Eukaryota; Viridiplantae; Streptophyta; Magnoliopsida; Fagales; Betulaceae
Source: RefSeq, a predicted model, not a curated record